UUGGUGAGUAAGUAUGUGUCUUGUUUCUAUAACAACGUUUGUGUGAGCAGCUCAGCAGCUGAAGAGACCGGAGUGGAGAGACUUCUGGCAUGGGUAUGAUUGGAGUGCCAAUGGGGGGCAGCGAAAGGACGGGACGGUGGGAAUGCAGACAGGGUCAGAUGAUGUAGUUCACAUGAUACUGGGUGUGGCCACAGGGUCAGAGGGUCAGAGGGCAGUGUGGUCCUGGGUCUAACAGUGUGUUAGCGGGGAGAGUUCUCUGGAGAUGGAUCCCGGUCUCCUGGAGGGCUCAGUCCUGACUGAGCAGCAGAAGCUACGCCAUGUGUUGGACUGGGCUAAGAAUUUCCUCGGGACCAGUCAGGAUGGGCAUAAUCUCAGCAGAACCUCCCCUUCCUCCCCGCAUUUGCACUCUACUUCAGCAGCGCAUCGACUCGAGGUCGGUGGAAGAGCUGCUGUCUCCCAGCGUGAAACCUUCCACAAUCUUGUCAGAAGCAGAAAUGUGAGAGAAAACAUGGUAGGCCAAUCAGAGCCUCUGACCAGGCUUCCAUACACCACCCCACUGCCCUGCCACACUCUCUCCCACACCCCAGGUGGCCGUGAGUUUUCUGGGCCUGAGUUUAAAGAGAAUCCUGGGCAUAAGGAGCUGGUCCUGUUCUCUGGGCCACAAGAGGAUAACAAUGACCAACCAUGUUUCCUUGGUGUAGACAACCCUCAGGCAGACCAGACUCCCCACAAACCAAUAGCUCCUCAUCCUGAGGGGAGAGAUGGUGUUUCCAUCAGUGAGAGCCUAAGAGACAGAGACAGUAGCGUUACAAACUGUUGCUCCUCAGUGGACAGUGACACUAUCCUAUGGUUGCCUGGAUAUGGUCCUUUAUCCAGAGCCCAUGACCUCAUAUCAAGGGAAGGGGAUUGUGGAGAGAGAGAGGACAGAGUUUUGGGAAUGCAGGAACACAAAGAGGAGAAGGCGGUGGCGGAGGAGGAGGACCCAAAAACAGGCCUUGAGGGAACCAGUAGUAUCAUACCUUAUGGAUCCUCUAGGGUCGCACUAGAGGGUGAACAUCUAGAUUGGGGAGCCAACGGCUGGGUGUCAGAGGGCCUGAGUGUGUAUGAGGAGUAUCUGCUGUGUGUGUCCCGUUUGGACCACCUCAGAACAGAGCAGAACCAAGCACCUGCUGACGUCAUGACCCUACCUGCAGACGUCAUGACCCUACCUGCUGACGUCAUGACCCUACCUGCAGACGUCAUGACCCUACCUGCUGACGUCAUGACCCUACCUGCAGACGUCAUGACCCUACCUGCUGACGUCAUGACCCUACCUGCUGACGUCAUGACCCUACCUGCUGACGUCAUGACCCUACCUGCUGACGUCAUGACCCUACCUGCUGACGUCAUGACCCUACCUGCUGAUGUCAUGACCCUACCUGCAGACGUCAUGACCCUACCUGCUGACGUCAUGACCCUACCUGCUGACGUCAUGACCCUACCUGCUGACGUCAUGACCCUACCUGCUGACGUCAUGACCCUACCUGCAGACGUCAUGACCCUACCUGCUGACGUCAUGACCCUACCUGCUGACGUCAUGACCCUACCUGCUGACGUCAUGACCCUACCUGCUGACCAAACGGCUGACCACUCCGAGCAACCUCUGAGUGCUGAGCUGGUGGUUGCUAAGCAACAUGUCCAUCAGGACAUCCACAACGAUGGGAGGCGUGCACCAUUCAAGAGUUCAGAAGUGAAGAACAGUAGAGUGAUGCAGCCCAAGAGCAGCGGAGGUCAACCUGGUGCCAGGAGUCAGGCUCGUGUCAGAGGUCGCGGUCAUUCCUGGAGGUUCUGGGAAAGGUCAAGCCUCUCCUGGUCAUCCUUCACUCAUGGAGAAGUGCUGCCACGGUCCCAGCACCCCAACAGACCCCACUCAGCAGGUGUAGUGUCUGAAAGUUCCUGUUCUGGACCCAGACCACCAACAACACUUCAGCUCCCUCUGGGCAGUGCUGUGAAUACCAAUGCAACUAAUAUUCCUGUGACCAGGGCUCUCAAACUGGCACCUGUAGGGGGCUGUGUACAGUGGCUGUCUCUCCCUGAUGAGGUAUGGGUAUCCAUACUGUCCCUCCUGCCACACAGAGAUCUGUCUACAGUGGCCCAGGUCUGCCUCCACUUGCUCCGACUGGCCAAUGACCACACACUAUGGCAGGUUGUUAGUGUGGAGAACAGCUCAUCUUUAACUGACCAAUGGCUGAGCAGUGUGGGUGUGCGUAAUCCUCGAAGCCUGACUAUCUACAGGUGCAGCGGACUGUCAAUCACCCCGAGCGGGCUAAAGGAGUUUUUCAAACUAAGUCAAGCUUCUCUGGAGGUGCUGAGUGUGACAAGCUGCAGUGGGCCUGGUCUCCAUGGUGACCUGGUGCUGACUCUGAGUGGUCAACACUGUGAUCACAUGACCUGUGUGGACGUCAGCUGGAGCGGAGCGACUGACACGGGCAUCAAAGCACUGACUGACACCUGCACUGGCCUGAAGACUGUUGUUCUCAAUGGUUGCCAAGUUACAGAUGAAGCCCUGAAUGCCCUCGUCAUAAGAUGCAGAGACAGUCUGCGCAGGUUGGAAGUGUUUGGCUGCCUGUCUAUCAGUCCCUCAUGUCUGAACACAGUGUCAGAGUUGUGUCCUGGGCUGGAGACUCUGAACAUCGGCCAGAUCCCUAAGGUCACUCACCCCUAUCUGACCCUGGUGACGUCACGACUCAAACGCCUUCAAGCCCUUAACCUGACUGGACUGCACGCAGUGAGUGAUCAGACAGUUCAUCAGGUCCUCCUGCAGUGCCCUGAACUCCAGAGGCUGACCCUCAGCUCCUGCCCUGGAGUCACUGACAUGAGCCUGCACAAGAUCAGCACCCACACUCCCCACAUCAGGUUGUUGGAUCUAAGUGGCUGCGGUAAGGUGAGUGAUGCUGGUGUUAAGGCUGUAGCUGUGGCCUGUAGAUGCCUGCAGUACCUGGACCUGAGCUCCACCGCCACAGGGACCAGAGGGGUGAGCCUGUUGGCAAAGUACUGCAGCACUCAUCUCCACACUGUCAAACUGAGCUUCUGCCAGAUCAGCCCAGAGGCCAUCCACAACCUCAGCAGGCAGUGCAAACGUUUGAAGCUACUGCACCUCUACGGCUGUGCCUACAUCCCUACUGAGAAGGAGAUCAGAGACAUCAACCCCACUGUUACACUCUACCCGCUGACUUGAUACACACACACAGACACACUUAUUGUUGAAAUUGGUAACACAUCUGACAAACUCCUCCACAGUUACCACGACUUUGUAAAUACAGCCUGUGUGAUAUAAAGAAUGAAGAGUGCCCACAGCACAAGUGUGUCAAGGGCCCUCCUUCCAUCACCUCCUUCAUACAGUGAUGUGGUGUCAGGCAAGCUUUAUCCAAAUUACAUCUAUCUAGUCAAGAUACAAAUAUUUUGUAGAUUUAAAAUUUUAAAAAUGUACAUGCUGAUUGUUAGUGAAAGUUUCCCAUUUUCUGGAAGGCUCCCGAGUGGUGCAGCAGUCUAAGGCACUGCAUCUCAGUGCAAGAGGCGUCACUACAGACCCUGGUUUAAAUCCAGGCUGUAGUGGCCCAGUG
Oncorhynchus tshawytscha (Chinook salmon) is the source of this 3602-nucleotide messenger RNA. RefSeq lists its product as uncharacterized. The transcript has 14 exons. Gene Ontology annotation, molecular function: protein binding. Gene Ontology annotation, biological process: SCF-dependent proteasomal ubiquitin-dependent protein catabolic process. Gene Ontology annotation, cellular component: SCF ubiquitin ligase complex. The coding region runs from base 263 to 3217 and encodes 984 amino acids. NCBI's taxonomy places the organism in Eukaryota, Metazoa, Chordata, Actinopteri, Salmoniformes, Salmonidae. The record is from RefSeq and is a predicted model, not a curated record.